Messenger RNA from Liolophura sinensis, 4004 nucleotides. RefSeq names its product myb-related protein A-like. NCBI's taxonomy places the organism in Eukaryota, Metazoa, Mollusca, Polyplacophora, Chitonida, Chitonidae. The record is from RefSeq and is a predicted model, not a curated record. Gene Ontology annotation, biological process: regulation of DNA-templated transcription. Gene Ontology annotation, cellular component: nucleus. The coding region runs from base 132 to 2396 and encodes 754 amino acids. The transcript is spliced from 18 exons. Gene Ontology annotation, molecular function: DNA-binding transcription factor activity, RNA polymerase II-specific; RNA polymerase II cis-regulatory region sequence-specific DNA binding.
UACUAGUGGGCUGGGUGUUAUAAUCUGUUUAUUUAUUUGACUAGUUUUGUUAGUCUUUGGCCUCCUUGUCUCUUGAUCUGCAUCUGUUUGUGUGAUGGAAGUUGCUGAGAACCUUCCACCGUUCGACUGGGAUGGCAGGCAAUGAGUUUUGGGGGGUACAUGUUUUGGGUCAGGGUAUACAAGGCCUCCAAACUGCUCAACCUGAUGUGGCUUCCAGUGACGAGGACAGCGAUGACACAGGUCAAAAGGACUCUGCUUACACUGAUCUGAGAUCAUAUGGUAGAAAGCUGAUAAACAAAGGCAGAUGGAUAAGAGAAGAGGAUGAAAAGUUAAAAAAGAUAGUGGAGAACCAUGGUCAGCAUGAUUGGAAGCUCAUAUCAAGUUUUUUUCCUGAUCGAUCUGAUAUCCAGUGUCAGCAUAGAUGGUACAAAGUUCUUAAUCCAGAACUGAUCAAAGGUCCCUGGACAAAAGAGGAAGAUGAAAAGGUUGUGCACCUAGUUAAAGUUCAUGGCCCCAAAAAGUGGACUUUGAUUUCAAAGCAUCUGAAAGGGAGGACAGGAAAGCAAUGCAGAGAAAGGUGGCAUAAUCAUCUAAAUCCUGCCAUCAAGAAAUCUGCAUGGACAGAAGAGGAGGAUCGCUUAAUUUAUCAACUUCACAAGCGCAUGGGAAACAGAUGGGCAGAGAUAGCUAAAUACUUAACUGGACGGACAGAUAACGCUAUCAAAAAUCACUGGAAUUCAACAAUGAGGAGGAAGUUUGAGGCAGAAGAAGAGCAAACUGCCCCCCAGGUGGUCACCAGUGCUUACACUCCCAGCUCGUCCAGUAAUCUUCAACAUGUCCAUCCUGUCAAGCUCUUCAGAAGUAUAAACUCUGAGUCAUCAGGUAUAGGUACAUCACUUUUAACCAACAAUCAGAUGACAAAUGCAGUGAUACUGGACCAAAGAAAUGAGGGCAAGUGCUGGACAGUUGUUGAAGCCCAUGGAGUUAUCUCCCCUGUCAGAUCUAAUGUCGCUGAAGCCUUGACGCAGAGCUCUGGUUUUGGAGAAAUGUCUGCACUAGACUUGAUCAAUGGUGUUGAAAUUACACAGGGGUUGACUCCCCUUAAGUCAUCUAGGCUCACCAGAAAUGGAGUCAAAGGCUACAGGUUUGAUGGCCGUGCAAUAGGGAAGUUAAAGAGUCCAGGGGGUGGAGGGUUGAUACCCUUCCCCUCCCCAGUUGCUUCUCGCCUUUCCACUCCACCAGCUAUUCUAAGAAGAGGGCGACAUCAGAAGCAUAGAACUAGAUGCCGCAGAAUAUUUGCAUCGAAGCCUGAGAACACAACCAUGUCAUCACUCAGUUCUGAUGUUAAAACUGAGCAGUUUGUAAAUGAAUUAAAGGUGGAACCAGUGAGCAUAAAGUCUGAGCCAGUGGAAAUGUGUUCAGAACCAGCUUCGGUACUAUCAGGUCAUGUAGACAUUCCGUUCGCUGCCUACAGUCUUCCACCAGAGGUUUUAAUAAAAUCAGAAUCAGAUGAUCCAAAAAUUGACAUUGAAAAUUUGGAUCCUUACUACCCUGUAAAACAGGAAACCAAAACCCCAACAGGAACACCAAUCAAGAACCUGCCCUUUUCACCAUCACAGUUUCUGAACAGUCCUGGCCUGCCCUUUGGAUUGCUGACGUCCACACCUGUAGCCUCUAAUCCUUGUGACACAAGUUCUUCUGUUUUGACGACACCCACCUGUGCUACUCUGGACACACUGGAGGAGUCAGGCAAAGUGCAUGACAGUGGGUCUAAUGAUGAGAACAGGACUCCAGCAGUGAAGAGGUCUCUUCUGGAGACAGCCCCACAGACACCCACUCCUCUGAGAAAUGCAAUGAAGGCAAUGACAUUAGUACCGAUGAGCCCAAGUACUGUGGAUGUGUACCUGAAUGAUGUGAUGCGAGAAGACACAGCCAGUGGGUAUGAAGCCGACACCUCAACAUUAGGUACCACGGAUAACAGAUCACACAGACAGAGCUCCACGUCGUCAAAUCGUGUGAGGAAGUCCCUGGAUAAGGACUGGUCUGUGAUGGAAGCUGUAAAUGCUUCAGACUUUUCAAGUGAUGACCCCUUCACGAAACCAGAGACUCCAAGCAAGUCGCUAAUAGGAGAUGAGAGUGUAUCCUUGUUUUCACCUCCAUCAACCUUGAAAGAUGUAUUUCCUGGGUUAGGAGGAGUGUUCGCAUUGCCAGGUUCACCAGCUAAGAAGAAGUCAAGUGAAAGGAUUCCGUUUGAAGAAACCCCAUCAAAACCAGUACAGAAGCUUGAUGAGAAGUUUGAGAUGUUUGCUUGUGGAAAGACUCCAGACCAAGUUGAACUGACAGAAUUAGCUAGGAAGUACUUUGCCUCUCUUAGACCGCAUGCUCUCAAUCUUUGAGUGGCUGACUAUGCAUGUUGUAUAUUAUGGCAGUGCAAUUCCACAAUUAAACACCUUUAUAGAUUUUGUAUGGCAAUAUUGAUGAGCAGUGCUUCUGACGUUCUUUUAAUAUCAAUUUUUAACACCUUGGCAAUUUCCUACAAGGAUUAUUUCUAGUAUUGUGGGCUACUCGACAACCUGUAAAGCAUUUCAUAUAUAUAUUUGUAAAUAUUAUGUACAUGUGGAUCUCCCAAUAUUUGUAAACAUACAAUAGUACAUGUACGUUGCAUGUGUAGCAACUAGAUAUAUAUUUACAUUUUUGCAAGUAUUUUGUACCCUAGAUCUGAAGUAUGUAAAGUCACUAAAGAUAUGAUGUUUUCUAGUACCUUGAUAGAAAUCAUCACCUAUCUAAAGUUAAACACACUAGAUCUUAGUGUUGUGAAGAGUGUGAGCAGUAUAUAAUGCAGAGAUGCCACAUCACAAAACAAGUCACGAAAUUUGAAAAUUUUCAUUAUCCGAGCAUCCUUAUGUGUAAAUGUAUGUACUUAUGUAAGUAUUAUGUACGUUCUCACAUCGGUGGAUUUUGAUUUUUUUGAUAUGUUAACCUGUUAGACAUCUGGGCGACCUGUUUAAAUGGCACAGUAUUGGCCUUCUGACUUUGUCACGUUUUGUAGUAGAAGUCCUUAGUUAUCUUCGAGGUUGGUUAGAGAAAUGCUAUAAGUUGUUGUUUUGAAAUAUCAACAUGAAAAUGUCAAUGUGUUUUAUUCCUCCGCACCUCCACCCAACAAACGCUGCAUGAUCAGUUUCAAUUUCAGAUUUUUGAUCUGUUCACAUCGUAAUUCUUACAUUUACAUGAGAGGUUUGAUUUGUCUUUGUCAUCAGCAAUUUGUCUUUUUAUUUGUAUAUUUUCUUUCGUUCAGCAGCCUGUUGUGUUCUUUUAAAUUCGUCAUUGAAUAUUGUUGUUCUCAUUUUGUUAUGUAGUAUUCUCUUAAACAGCCGAACAGCUGCAAUAUUGUGAUCGAAACCGAUUGAUUUCCAGAAGGCCUAAUCCACGCGGGUUUAGUGUGGAAUACAAAUAUUUUUAGAACUAAAAUGUUCUGAGAGGGAGAGAAAAAAAAAAGAAAGAAAAUUUUUAUCAAAUUUUUUAUUCCUGUAUAGAGUGUGACAUUUGGUAAUAUAUAACUGAAAAGGUCUCGGACACUGAGCGGACUAUUGUUGGCAAUUUUGUUUUGUUGUAAAUUUAGGGCUACUGUUAGCUAGAGGCCAAUGUUAUUGGCUUGAGGCAUGUGCCGGGUUCCUGUUGUUUGUUGCUGUAGCUAGUGCUUUGUUCUUUAUAGCAUACAUGUUCAUCUGCACGCAACUCACAUUGAGUUUAUGUUCAAGACAACUAGAUAUUUACAGGUAAAACUAGGAGCGUUUCUAGUUAAUAAAGAAAAACAGUUACACCAUACAUGGUAAAAGAAUGCAUAAAAAAUGUACAAAAAAUCCUUUCUUGAUCGUAAUGAAUUUCUUGGAUAUUUAAUAUGUAUAUUUGUAUUUAUAGGUGAGCAUGUUGUCAAGGUUUUUAUAUAUGGCUAGUGAAACCUGCAUAGUAGCACACUACCCCCCCCCCCCCAACACACACACACA